This is a messenger RNA of Trichogramma pretiosum, 864 nucleotides long. It is a transcript of the gene Trs23, whose product is annotated as trafficking protein particle complex subunit 4. The transcript is spliced from 2 exons. Gene Ontology annotation, cellular component: TRAPP complex. Gene Ontology annotation, biological process: endoplasmic reticulum to Golgi vesicle-mediated transport. Gene Ontology annotation, molecular function: protein binding. NCBI's taxonomy places the organism in Eukaryota, Metazoa, Arthropoda, Insecta, Hymenoptera, Trichogrammatidae. The coding region runs from base 103 to 756 and encodes 217 amino acids. The record is from RefSeq and is a predicted model, not a curated record.
AGAAACCUUAAUGUCUCGGACAGUAUUUUUUGUAUUCUGCUGAAAAAGUUUGAUCACGACUGCAACAUAACAGUUUAUUAUUAAUAAUUACAAUUUUUUAUAAUGGUGAUUUACGGAGUGUACAUAGUUUCCAAGUCUGGGGGGCUUAUAUUCAAUCAUGAUCACAAUGUUCCAAAAAUUGAAGUGGAAAAGCCGUUUAACUAUCCACUUGACAUAAAGCUAGCCUAUGAGAAUAAGAAAAUAGUCGUAGCAUUCGAUCAAAGAGACGGCAUACAUGUUGGCCAUGUUUUGACAGCUGUCAAUGGACAACCUGUAACUGGUAAAGAAUUGGAUGAUGGCAGAGAUGUGCUAGAAAUGUUAAAAAAACAAGAGAACUAUCCCAUUACGUUGAAGUUUAGUAGAGCAAAAAUGACUACUAAUGAAAAGAUUUUCUUAGCAUCAAUGUUUUAUCCAUUAUUCGCUAUUGCUAGUCAACUUAGUCCAGAGCCACGAUGUUCAGGUAUUGAAGUAUUAGAAACAGAUACAUUCCGAUUAUAUUGUUAUCAAACGUUAACAGGUGUUAAGUUUAUGGUUGUUGCUGAACCAUCUCAAACAGGCAUGGAAAUAUUAACUAAAAAAGUUUACGAACUCUAUGCAGAUUACGCAUUAAAAAAUCCAUUUUAUUCACUGGAAAUGCCUAUACGUUGUGAAUUAUUUGAAAACAAUUUACAAAGUCUUUUAGAUACGGUUGAAAAAUCAGGAAUAAGCAAUGUUUAAUUAAUGAAAAGAAAAUGAUUGUUUGUAAAUAAGGAAAAUGCAAUAACAAUAUAUUUUAUUCUUUAAGUUAUUAUGUACAUAGCUAAAAAAUAUUAUUUGUGCAUUAGA